AUGCGGUUUCAGAAAGUCCGUGCUGGGGUUUUGGGGAAGAGACGUUUGCGCCAACACCAGCUGCCUCCCCCCUGCGCCGUUUCUCCUGAGGGUCGACGUUUAAGUCCGCUCUUAAAUCGUCAUGCCGCGGGAGGACUAGUUAUUGGACAGCCUUCGAAGGGUAAGCGUCCAAAAGAACCUGGGGAAAACAAAAUUAAGCCUGUUAACAAAAAAGUAAAACCCAAGACCCCCAAAAUGAAGGAGAGAGAAUCUGCUGACUCCUCUUUGAAGUCCCAGUCCAUACUGACACAGGUGAUGGAUAAAGGUCGUUUCCAGAAACUAGCUGCCACUUUAAGCCUCUCUGCGGGACAAAACCUAGAACUUCGAUGUAAGGGGAAUAAUGUUACUUGGAACUAUCCCUCAUACUUGGACACCUUUAAAGACUCCAGACUCAGUAUAAAGCAGCUGGACAAGUAUGGUCAGCUGAUCCUCGCAAACUCCACUGCAGCUGACACAGGUGAAUAUAGCUGCUGGCUUCAGCUGUGCAAUGGUAACAAAUGCAGGAAGGAUGAGACUAAAACAGGUUCAACAUACAUCUUUUUCACAGAUAAAGAGGAACUUUUUGUACCUACUCCCAGUUAUUUUGAGAUUGUGUACCUGAACCCAGAUAAACCUGCAGUCAUUCCAUGCCGUGUUACUACUCCUUCAGCAAAAGUAACUCUACACAGGGAAUUCCCAGCAGAAGAAAUUGAAACAGAUGGAACUGAUAUUAUUUAUGAUGUGAAGAAAGGUUUUGUCUACCAGCACCCUACUUCUGAUCAUAAGGGUAUUGUCUACUGCAAAGCAGAGUCACAUGGAGCACCUCAGAUUUCCAUAAAGUACCACCUACUGUAUGUGGAAGUUCCCAAGGGUCCCCCUUCAGCUACAAUUGCAGCAUCAUCCAACAGAGAAGUCAGUGACAGAGUUCAUGUAAUCUGCACAGCCCUUGGGGAGCCAGAUGUUGAUGUGAACUUCAGGUGGCAGUACCCAGGGCAAGAGUCUGAGAGACCUGUGAUUAUCCAAAACUUCUGGAGACUGAUAAACAGAGGAACUGGACAUACCACAAGAAUCUCAAAAAGCAUUCUUCUUGUUGAGGAUUUUGAAGCCAGGGAUGCUGGAACCUACAUUUGUAUAGCUCAGAACCUACAAGGAGAAACCACAGUAGCUACUACAGUUGAACUAAAUUGAUAGGAAAGGCCUCUGGAAGUAGAAUGAACUGUAUGUUAUAUGAUAUUAUAGCCAUCUAUUUUCUUUAUUAAUGUUUAAACGAAGUUUUCUCUAUCACUGUCUCUCUUCAUAUGUCAGUGCAUUCCAUAUUUCACUAGCUUCACAGCCCAAAACAGUGUUCCCCUAUGCCCAGCAGUAGUCAGCUGUGAGUUAAUAAAACUAUGAAGCAUUAAAGCUUAAGACUGAACAUGCAUAGGGCUUACUCUAUUUAGGAAUAGAUGCUCUUGGUCUUUCUCCUCAAACCCUUUCAUAAGGUUAACCCACUGUAUGGUUUGUGACCUUUUUGCAUAUGUGAGAAAGGAGAGGAUAUCAAGUAUCCUCAAAAUCCACCAAGCAGGUGGAUUCAUUCUGGUGCUGUGCAAUUUUAAAGUUUAGAAUACUGUACAUGUUUAAAACAACAACAGCCCCCCACCCCCACUUGUUACAGCAUUAGCCCAUAACAAAUGUUUAUUUUGUAAGAAUAAAUUUCUGAACAUUAUGCAAA
Messenger RNA from Athene cunicularia (burrowing owl), 1729 nucleotides. It is a transcript of the gene PDGFRL, whose product is annotated as platelet derived growth factor receptor like. The transcript is spliced from 6 exons. NCBI's taxonomy places the organism in Eukaryota, Metazoa, Chordata, Aves, Strigiformes, Strigidae. The record is from RefSeq and is a predicted model, not a curated record. The coding region runs from base 1 to 1206 and encodes 401 amino acids.